AUGAAGUUGAAGUUUACAACUUUUGAUAUCAAGGUGUUGGUGGAUGAGCUUUCAAAUAAGCUGGCUGGUAUGAGAGUGAAUAAUGUUUAUGAUGUGGACUCAAAAACAUUCCUCAUCAAAUUGAACAAAACUGAUGAGAAGGCAGUUUUGCUGCUUGAAUCUGGCAUCAGGCUGCAUUGCACAGAUUUUGAGUGGCCAAAAAACAUCAUGCCAUCUGGUUUUGCCAUGAAAAUGCGAAAACACUUAAAAGGUCGUAGAUUGGAGUUUGUUAAGCAGCUUGGAGUUGAUAGGAUUGUUGACAUGCAGUUUGGCUCCGGAGAAGCCGCUUAUCACAUUAUCCUGGAAAUGUAUGAUAGAGGUAACAUAGUGUUGACGGACUUUGAAUACAACAUACUGAACAUACAAAGACCUCGUACGGACAACAGCCAGGAUGUCAAGUUUGUUGUCAGAGAGAAGUAUCCAUUACAACUCGCCAAGCAACAGCAAGAACCUGUCACUCUGGAAAAACUGCAAGCUAUUCUGUCAAAUUCAAAGAUGGGUGACAAUUUGAAGAAAAUAUUGAAUCCACACACUGUGUAUGGAGGGCACAUAAUUGAACAUUGUCUACUUGACGUUGGCAUACCACCAAAUGCAAAAUUGGGACAUGAAUUCCACGUUGAGAAUGGUCUUCUAUCAAAUAUUAUCAUACAGAAACUGAUUUACAUAUUUAAAUUUUUAAAUUAUUAUUCAAUGAAAGGCUACAUAAUUACCACGAAGGAAGAGAAAACGUUCAAAAAAGAUGAAGACGAUCACGUUGUUAUAUAUUCAGAGUUUCAUCCAGUUUUAUUCAACCAGCACAAAGACAAAUCAUUCAUAGAAUUCCAAACUUUUGAUCAGGCCAUUGAUGAAUUUUUUUCAAAACUUGAAACUCAAAAGCAAGAUAGAAAACUGCUGCAACAGGAGAACACAGCGUUGAAGAAAUUGGAGCAUAUAAAAUCUGAUCACGUGAGCAGAGUGCAAGGAUUGAAGGAGGAACAGAUGGAAGACAUGAGGAGAGCUCGACUCAUCCAACUCAACCUGCCAAUGGUAGACCAGGCCAUAACAUUAAUUCGUCAUGCCCUCGCCCAGCAAGUCGAUUGGACAACCCUGACACAAAUGGUGGAAGAGGCGGCCACUGAUAAUCAAGUCCUCGCUUCCAUCAAGGCCCUCAAACUGGACGUCAACCACAUCACCAUGCUUCUCAAGCCUCCCCAGCACAUGAAUGAGGAUGGUGACGUUGAUGAAGAUGUUGACAUGAACUCCUAUUUAUCAAAUGUAACUGAAGAUGACCUCGCUUUGAAACCAAUGAAAAUCGACAUUGAUUUGAACUGGUCUGCUUAUGCUAAUGCUCGCAGAUACUUUGAUAUGAAACGACAAGCUGCUUUGAAGGAGCUCAAGACACUGGAUGCUUCAACAAAGGCUUACAAGUCAGCAGAGAAAAAGACGAUGCAAACAUUGAAGGAAGUGCAAAAAGUGGCCACCAUCAUCAAAUCAAGAAAAACACAUUGGUUUGAGAAGUUUCUCUGGUUCAUAAGCUCUGAAAAUUAUGUUGUCAUAGGAGGUAGGGACCAACAACAAAAUGAGUUCAUUGUCAAAAAGUACCUUAAAUCUGGUGACAUAUACGUUCAUGCUGAUCUGCAUGGAGCAAGCAGUGUCAUCAUUAAAAAUCCUACUGGUGAACCAGUGCCGCCGGUGACAUUAAACGAAGCAGGCUGCAUGGCUCUCUGCAACAGUGUGGCCUGGGAAGCCCGAGUGGUGACCAGCUCUUGGUGGGUUUACCAUCACCAGGUCUCCAAGACAGCACCCACUGGCGAGUACCUCACCACUGGAAGUUUCAUGAUCAGAGGAAAAAAGAAUUAUCUUCCUCCCUCGAAUCUUAUUUAUGGAUUCGCAUUUUUGUUCAAGGUUGAUGAAUCGUGCAUGCACCUACACAGGAAUGAGAGAAGGGUCAAAGGCCAAAUGGAUGAGUCAGCAGAGGGGUCAGUUGUUACGUCAGAGGAUGUCGAACUUUUAGAUGAAAAUGAUGACGACGAUGAUGAUGAUGAGGAUGAUCAUCAUCAUCAUCUUGAUGAGGAUAACUCUACGAAACUGGAUGAAGAGAAAGAUGUUAACAAUAACAAAAAUGAGGAAGAUAGGGGUGAAGGCGAUGGAAAUGAUGAGGAAGAUGAAGAAGAGGAGGAAGACGAUGAAGAAGAAAGAGAUGACGAUGACAAAGAUGAUAAUAAAAAUGAAACUGCCUAUGAUAUUGGAUAUCCUGACACGCAGAUUAAAUACCAUUUUGAAGAUGAGUUGGAUGCUCAUGACGCUGAUAAACAAGAUCGCUUGAAUAGUUCGAAUGUGGAACAGAAGAGAACUGCAAAACUAAGUGCCAAACAGAGAAGGUGCGUAACCAUUAAAAUCAUGUUUGAAUUUCGGCAGGAAGCUGGCGAACCCAAGCAAGCACAACCAAACGAUGCUCCUAACAAUAAUGCUAAUAAGCAGGGACCUUUGAAAAGAGGGCAAAAGAGCAAAUUAAAAAAGAUGAAGAAGAAGUAUGGAGAUCAGGAUGAAGAGGAGAGAGAGAUGAGGAUGUUUUUGUUGGCGUCUAGCAAGGGACCAAACGAAGAAAAAUUAAAAAAGAAGCAGAAGAAAAAUACGCAAACAGCAAAUGUGAAGAAAGCAUCCAACAAAGUACAGGCAUCAUCGUCAUCUCACCUAACCACCAGUGAACAAAAUGAACAAAAUACGAUUAGCGUGCCGGUAGGCCAGGAAGCUGGUGUUCUCAAGUUGGAUGGUUGUUAUCCUUAUCGUUGUUUUUUUCAUUCAAAUCAACAAAACCCGAAUGGUCAGGAGUUGAAUUUGUUGGAUUCGUUGACUGGAACGACCCAUGCCGACGACAUCCUGCUCUAUUGUCUUCCUGUCUGUGCUCCAUACAACGCCAUCACCAACUACAAGUUUAAAGUCAAGUUAACACCUGGAACUACAAAACGAGGGAAAGCUGCCAAGAUGGCGAUUGCGAUGUUCAUGCAAGACAAAGCAACGUCAAAGAUGGAAAAGGAUCUUUUGAAGAGUGUGAAGGACACUGAUCUCUCGAGGAACAUGCCAGGAAAAGUUAAAGUUUCAGCGACAAAACAUUUGACAAAACACAAAAAAUAG
Molecule: messenger RNA, 3153 nt
Organism: Helobdella robusta
Lineage: Eukaryota; Metazoa; Annelida; Clitellata; Rhynchobdellida; Glossiphoniidae
Exons: 30
Coding region: 1-3153 (1050 amino acids)
Biological process (GO): rescue of stalled cytosolic ribosome; ribosome-associated ubiquitin-dependent protein catabolic process
Cellular component (GO): RQC complex
Molecular function (GO): tRNA binding; ribosomal large subunit binding
Source: RefSeq, a predicted model, not a curated record